AUGGAUGAUUUCACUUCUAAUGAUACUGCCUGUGUCUUUACCUACAAUGCUUUCUUUUCAAAUAUGACUAAUAUUACUCUGAGCAACGAUUAUUUAUUUUCGUUUGAUGCGAUUCACUAAUUGUAAGGCAGCGGAAUAUCUCAUGAUUUCACUAAUGACAGUGCAUUACUAGAUGUUAAAUUUGAGUUCAUCAUAAUUGGUUAUCUCACACCAACAAAUAUGGCAAAUGUAACAUAAACAUGUGUUUUUAGACAUUGGUGUUAGAGGUCAAAUAUUAUUUAGAGUAAACCUGCAUAGUUAAUUCAAGAAUAUGAUAUAGAAGACUUUACUUAAGUAAAUGUAUAUGAGUUUAUUAAUUGGCACUAACUAAAUUAAUCAUGCCCUGCAUUCACAAUCUCAACAUUAGUAAAAGACUUGAUAAGUGACUCUACAAAUAACGAUAUAAUUAACCUUUCUUCAGAUUAAAAAUAUUUGCAGCUAAAUAAUAUGGGUGUUUCUACAGUAUCUAAGUACAACAUUUCGCUAAAUAGUACAAAUCAGCACCUUGCUAAUGUUACAUUCUUCUACAUAAAUGUUACUGAUAGAUGCAAGAAUAAUAAUAUAAUUAAGAGCUAACUAUCUAAUAAAACUUACACGAUUGCAGAUGAUGAGACUACUUAUAUUUACUCACCUUGGUCUCAUUCUGUAGUAAAUUGUGGUACUUUAACCUAUUCUAUCUAAUAUAUUGGGAAAUCAUCAUUCUCAAAUUUUGUAACUAUUGAUAGUGCAACAGGUUAAAUCAAAUAUAAAUCUAACUCUAACAGUGAUGCCGGAUAUUAUGAAUUUAAAGUUAUAGCAAAAGGAAUUGGCAAAAAUUAUUAAACAAGUGCUGAAGAGAUUUGGACUUUAGAUGUUAUACCGAUCGCUACAAGUUAAGUAGUAAAUAUAGGUCCCCCUCAUUUCACAAGUUUUACAAAUUUUGUCAGAAUAAAAGUAAAUGAAACCUUUUCAUACAGAAUACCAUCCUCAUAUGAUCCAGAUAAUGAUGAAAUAGCAAUGUUUGUAUAUAUUGGAAGAGCAUUAGGAUUCGCUUGA
Molecule: messenger RNA, 1074 nt
Organism: Stylonychia lemnae
Lineage: Eukaryota; Ciliophora; Spirotrichea; Sporadotrichida; Oxytrichidae
Source: the annotation of a GenBank genome assembly